Caenorhabditis auriculariae is the source of this 1334-nucleotide messenger RNA. The record is from the annotation of a GenBank genome assembly. Lineage: Eukaryota; Metazoa; Nematoda; Chromadorea; Rhabditida; Rhabditidae.
AUGGCUGACAACGAAGCAAAAGCACGGAAAAAGCUAGAAGAGGCCGAGAAAAAAAUGCCGGGUAUUUUUCUCUCUGUUUUUUUAAAAUUUUUUUGCAAAAAUUUUGCAAAAAAAUUUAAUAUCUUUUUAUAUCAGCAUUUUGUAAUAAUCCAUUUAUUUUUGCAGCAAAAAUAGGAGGUUUAAAUUUUAUUUUUUUGAUUUGAGUUUGAGCUUAAAGAAUAGUGCACUCAAACUUUUCUUUGUAGCAGGUAGCCUCGGACCUUUUUUGCUUCGAGAAAAGUUAUUUAUGCAUCGGUUCCUUAGCAAGAGAAAGUUGAAAAAAGAAAAUAAAAACAUUUUUCUCAAUUUUCUCAUAUAAAGCAUCCAACGCAUGAAGUUUUUUUUUUCGAAACGAAGAAUAUAAACGAAAGAAACAUCAUAUAAGCUUCAAGGAUUAAAUUGAGAUGUUUUUAAGAUAAAAAGCUACAUUACAAUGAAUGUGACUGAAAUAAAUUAACGAACUUAAUCAAUUACGAUAGCUUUGUGCGAACUCAAUAAUAAAAGAUGGAAAUUUCAAAAAAAUGAAGUAAUUUUGUCAAAAAACUUAUUUCAGAGCGGCGGAGGCUUUUUUGGAAGAUUAUUCAGCGGUGGAGGGUCGGCAGACGCAGCUGAUCUCUUCAUUCAAGUAAUUUUUUAAUUUUUUAUCAAUUCGUAGAAACUUGUGAUUUUUCCCCAGGAAAGCUAUAAUUCGCGUAAUUUCGAGCUUUUUUUUUUAGCUGGGGGAUUGAUUCAAAUGUUCCAAUCGGAGUGUUUCGCAGGUGGGGCCAAGUGAACAAGAAAACUACGUAAAUGAAGAGUCGGAGUCGGAUUAUGCGCAAGAAGACGAGGCGUUCUGCUGCGACGUCGAGGGCUGUCUGGCCUCUCUCCGCAGCGAGUUCGACGCCGAGCAGCACUACGCUCUGGUGCACGCCCACCAGUGCAGUGUCUGCGGCAAGAGCUUUUUCAACGGACACGUUCUCGACAUCCAUCUCGAGGAGUCGCACGACCCAAUGUUCGCUACGCGACUCGAUCGCAGUCCUCCUGGCUCGCUGCUUUUCCGUUGCCUCCAUGUCGACUGUCCCAUCAAGUUUACGAACCGCAGGUCGCGAGACGAACACUCGCGUAUCAUCCACAAGAUCCAGCUGUUCGAAGGAAAACGCUGCAGACCUGACCUCAGCGAUGAGCUCGGCCAGCGGCUCAGCCUCUCAUCUCGACCUCAGCCGGAGCCUUCUAGUUGGAGAGUCGCCCAGGGUCUUCCUUCUCAGCGACGCACCAUUGCCGUGGCGAAGCGUCGAUUCAAAAACCGUACUGAUUGA